CUUUCUUUCCCCCCAAUCCAUAACCUCAACCUCAGAGGCAACCACAUCCAGGACGACCCUCACGACGACGACGUGACGACCACUCUUCAAAUCCGCGCCGCACUUCUCAGUCGCUGAACGCCUGUUCCAAUUGCCACUCGUUCGUGGCUGCGCUUGUUAGAGCUUCUCUCUGCAAACACGCAACACUACUACCUACCUACCCAUUAUACUCCUCACUACUAUCACUACGACUUCCCAUAGUCCACCGCAUUCCGACUCGCGGCGAAGCCUCGGCUUUCAUUCCUCUUCUCCCCUGAAUCAUAUUUGUCGUCCGCCCCUCAUCCAAGCUUUCCUUGGCGCUGCUUCAGCUUCCUCGACACUUGGACAUCCGCGAAAGCACGACAGCAAGACUCCAUCAUGGUGGGGAACAAACAGGUGCUAUACAAGUUGGUGGUGCUCGGUGACGGAGGCGUGGGGAAGACUGCCUUGACCAUCCAGCUCUGCUUGGAGCACUUCGUCGAAACCUAUGAUCCCACUAUCGAGGACUCCUACAGGAAACAGGUCGUCAUUGACGGUCAAGCAUGCAUGCUAGAGGUUCUGGACACAGCAGGACAGGAAGAGUACACGGCACUACGAGACCAGUGGAUCCGGGAUGGUGAGGGCUUCGUGCUAGUAUACAGCAUUUCAUCACGCUCCUCCUUCGCGCGCAUCAAGAAGUUCCACCACCAGAUUCAAAGAGUCAAGGAGUCGACCUCGUCGCCGUCAGCAUACCCAGGAUCUUCACCUCUCGCCGCCACCAACCCGUCCGCGCCUGUGCCGAUUAUGCUAGUGGGCAACAAGAGCGACCGCGUAACGGAGCGCGAGGUUUCCACACAAGAAGGACACGCUUUGGCGCGAGAGCUUGGCUGCGAAUUCACCGAAGCGUCGGCAAAGACACGCACAAAUGUUGAAAAGGCCUUCUACGACGUCGUCAAGCAGCUGCGAAAACAGCGACAGCAAGGACAAUCAACACCGCGCGCGCUACCGCCAUCAGGGAAUAGCAAGAGCGAAAAGUACAGUGGGACAGAAAAGCCCAAGCGUCCUCGUGGAAAGUGUUUGAUUAUAUGAGCGGUUUCGCAAUGGGUGUUGGGUCUUUUGGCAGGUAGUGAUGAAACAAUGUCGCACUUCCUGCCUUGCUUCCCCUUCCGGGGCCCCGGGGGGCCGGCCGCGGCCCACAGAGCCAAACCCCGUUUUUCACCCCCCCAGUUCUUGGCGCAAAAUGCGUCGGGCGAUGCGCGAAUAUCCCCGACCCGGGACCCCUGAUAUGCCCCAACACGUACGGCCGGCACAUCAACUCGGGCGUUCUCGUCACAUACUUGCACUCAUUCGGGCUUGCAUCCGAAGCGACCACUCAUUUUUGAAGAAAAAUAUGAAGAAAAAAACAAAACCAUGGCAAUUUGCGCAUAUACCACAACCACCCACAAACUCGCAUACGCUCCAUACAUUUCACACUUUCUCAUCACACAUGACACAAACGACGUAACCGAAUUCUCCAGAUGGCGAAUGGCGCACGAUUUAAAAGAGGGCAUCCGAUUUGGCGGGAGGUGGGAAAGGGGGGAAAGGGCGCAAAUAUCAUCUUCACUUCUGGUUUAUUUUUCUCCGUUUAAUUUCUCGACCAGGUAGUUGGAGAAAGUGUGCUUUUUUUUCUUUCUUUUUUCUUUUUUCUUCUUCCUCGUUUUACUCUUUCCUUCCUUUGUUUUCUCACAUGUUUUAUCUUCUUUAUUUUCUUUUGUUCGGGUUUUCACAAGGCCACCGAUUUUCGUGGAGGGGUGGUUUCUUUGGAGUUUGGGGAGGGGUAACAACACAGAAGGAUAUGCAUAUCCCCAUCCUAAGCGGAAAGUUGGCGACUAGAUAUACCGGUCUUGGGCAUUUGGGAAGGAGAAGCGAUAUCAUCAGAGUCUAGUUGGCCCUGGUCUGGGCUGUUCUCAGCGAGAAGACGGCGGCAAGGGCAUCAAAGGAGAGGGACAGGCUGGAAAGUGUUAUGCGCAAGGACGCAGCGGGAAUUCUGAUAUGCCCAUCUGGAUGCGCCAACGGGUGUAAAUGGCAAAGAUGCUCUACCAAAGAGUGGCCAUGGUGGAGACAGAGCAAGGGCGUGUAUUUUGGAAAUCAUGGAAUGAUUCCAUUACCUAGCUUGAUACCUUUUCUAGCCCAGUAUUGCAGAUGCUGUGAACAUCAGCUUUGUCCCAAGUGUCCAAAGAGAAGCCGGUUGAGUUCAAUAGUCGAAACCCGAACUGUCCUUUGA
This is a messenger RNA of Neurospora crassa OR74A, 2260 nucleotides long. RefSeq names its product Ras-2 protein (gene smco-7). The record is from RefSeq and is a predicted model, not a curated record. The transcript is spliced from 2 exons. Gene Ontology annotation, cellular component: plasma membrane. Gene Ontology annotation, biological process: signal transduction. Gene Ontology annotation, molecular function: GDP binding; GTPase activity; GTP binding. Lineage: Eukaryota; Fungi; Ascomycota; Sordariomycetes; Sordariales; Sordariaceae. The coding region runs from base 397 to 1086 and encodes 229 amino acids.